AUGGGUAAUGGCUGUUCUGGCUAAAAAGAAAUGACUGAAAGAUCUUAUUCCUUAAGACAACCUUCAAUAACUUUAACUAAAUUAACAGAGUAAGAGAAGAUGAUCACCCUUAUUCCUGUUAGUUAAUUAACCUAAAUAGAUUUACCAAAUGCAUUACUACCUUCUCCAUCAAGACAGAGUAUCUCUUUUGAAUCUUUAAUGACUUCUAAAGUGAGAGUACCUUCAGAAGAGAGCUAGUUUCAGAAUCAAUUUACUUACACUCAAGAAGUUAAGUUAAUAAAAAGAAAAAGUGAUUAACCACCUCGUCCCUAAAUUUAAGUACAUAAAAAAGAACAUAAAAAAAAAGAAGUAUAUGAAAUAAUACCAAAAUAUCAUUCUUCAAGUCCAAAAAAAAAAAAAAACUAAAAGUCAACAUCACCAUUAGAAAACCUUUAAUUUUAAUAUUAAGACAAUAAAAAAACUAAUAAAAGCAAAAGAAAAAAAUCAUCAACGAGUUAAUAGAAAAUAAAAUAAAUAAAUGAAAUUGAAAUAAUUUAAAGAAGAAAAUAUUCUGAUCUUCCACCUAAAACAGAAAAAACUUUAGUGAAAAGAAAGAUUAGUAAUUCGAUUGAUGAUCAUAAUUUUAUUAUCGGAACAGAAUGUAUUUCAAAAGUGAAAUCUUUUACUCCAAGUCCAAUUUUAAAAAGAAGAGAUUCUGAUAUAGAGACUAAUUCUUUUUAAAAAAAGAUGGUGAGAUUCAAAGAUGUAAAUUAUAGAAGACCAGGUUAUAUUAAUUGA
Messenger RNA from Paramecium pentaurelia, 777 nucleotides. The record is from the annotation of a GenBank genome assembly. Lineage: Eukaryota; Ciliophora; Oligohymenophorea; Peniculida; Parameciidae.